Trypanosoma brucei brucei TREU927 is the source of this 2616-nucleotide messenger RNA. Its product is annotated as aminopeptidase, putative. The transcript has a single exon. Gene Ontology annotation, cellular component: cytoplasm. The record is from RefSeq and is a predicted model, not a curated record. Lineage: Eukaryota; Euglenozoa; Kinetoplastea; Trypanosomatida; Trypanosomatidae. Bases 1 to 2616 code for a protein of 871 amino acids. Gene Ontology annotation, molecular function: zinc ion binding; peptide binding; metalloaminopeptidase activity. Gene Ontology annotation, biological process: proteolysis; peptide catabolic process.
AUGUCCACGAUCGAACGGGAUACUCUCCCAAGCGAUCCAACACCGCACCACUACAAAGUCAGUAUUGUUCCUGACUUCGAAACGUUCAAGUUCACCGGUCAUGUUGACAUAAAGAUAACCGCCGAAAAACCUCAACAGAAAAUCACUCUCAACUAUAGUGAUUUAACGUUUGUGAAAGUAAGGGUUACGCCAGGGGGGAGUGCAUCGGAAACAGAGGAACUUCCCGCGGAAUCCAUAAGCCUCGACAAAACCGGGAUGAAGGCAACGUUUUCUUUGCACAAGGCAUUUCAAGGAGAGGCAACACUCUCGAUUGAUUACACGGGAAUCAUAAAUGACAAACUGGCAGGAUUUUACAGGAGCAAAUACACUGUUAACGGAAAGGAGUCGUAUAUGGGGACAACACAGUUUGAAGCUGUUGACGCACGCCAGGCAAUCCCCUGCUGGGAUGAGCCUGCAGUGAAAGCUGUGUUUGAAAUAAUUAUAACUGCUCCUUCGCACCUAAUGGUGCUAUCCAACACUCCAUCUUACAAGAAGGAGGUGGUUGAUGAUAAGACACGUUGGUUCUUUGAGCCCACGCCCAAAAUGUCGACUUAUCUUCUCGCGUGGACGAUAGGUGUGUUCGAGUGUAUUGAGAGGCGCAUCCAGAAGGUACACAAAGGAGCAGGUGGUCAAACUGAAGAGACCAUUAUACGCGUGUUUACUCCUGAAGGUAAAAAGUCAAAAGCUUCUUUUGCUCUGGAUGUGGCUUCUAAAGUGUUGCCAUUGUAUGAAGAGUUCUUCGGAUCAAAUUACGUGCUUCCAAAAGUUGACCUUUUGGCAAUUCCUGACUUUGCCGCCGGGGCAAUGGAAAAUUGGGGGCUUAUAACAUAUCGUGAAACAGCCCUACUAUGUGAUGCCGAAUCAAGUGCGGCUCAGAGGUACUAUGUCGCUCUAGUGGUUGCCCAUGAACUGGCCCACCAGUGGUUUGGAAACCUCGUGACCAUGCAAUGGUGGAAGGAGCUCUGGCUUAACGAAUCGUUUGCCACGUACAUGGAGUACCGGGCGGUGGAUAAGUUGUUCCCAGAGUGGCGUGUCUUCACGCAGUUCGUCCACGAUGAGGUUGCUCGAGCCUUUCAACUGGAUUCGAUGCGUAGUUCCCAUCCCGUUGAAGUGGAUGUCAAAUACGCUAAGGAGAUCGACGACAUUUUUGAUGCCAUUAGUUACAGCAAGGGUGGGAGCAUCAUUCGCAUGGCAGUUAAUUUCAUCGGAGAGGAGGCAUUCCAAAAGGGAAUGUCGGAGUAUUUGAAGCACUUCGCCUAUGGUAAUGCAACAACGAAGGAUCUGUGGAAUUUUCUUGGAAAUGCUGCAGGCAAACCCUUGGCCCCUAUACUGGAGUACUGGACGGGGCGGCAAGGUUAUCCUUACCUUAUUGUUACGUCGUCACCUGACAAAAAGACUUUGAACAUAACUCAAAAGCGCUUUCUAGCUACAGGUGACGUCACCGCCGACGAGGAUGAAACAGUGUGGAAGGUACCUUUGCUUAUCUCGACUCCGGAAGACGGGGUUCAGCGUUAUAUUCUUGAGAAACGGGAAAACCCAAUACCGGUAAAGUAUAACUCGUGGAUAAAGGUAAACAGUGAGCAAUCGGCCUUCUGCCGUGUCCACUAUCAAGGCAACGGUUUGCUCGAAGGUUUGCUUCCCGCCAUUGCUUCGAAGAACCUCUCUGAUAUAGACCGAUUUUCUAUUAUUUCCGACUACCACGCCUUUGCUCGUGCCGGUUACUGCAGCACCGUCGACGUGCUCAAGAUUCUUUCUUCUUAUGUUGACGAAGACGAUUAUACUGUGUGGUGCUCCGUCGUUGGCUUUGAGAAAGAGAUACGGAUGCUGGUGUCCAGCCAGGGUCGAAGUGCUGUUGAUUCACUGAAUGCUUUCUGUCGCAACUUGUACUCGAAUGCCAUGAAACGACUCGGCUACGCGCAGAAGCCUGGCGACGAUAAUCGUUUGACUCAACUGCGCAGCGUUCUCUUCGACAGACUCGUAACAUCUGAGGAUAAGGAGGCCGUUGCCUAUGCUUGCAAGCUUUAUGCGGAACGGCAAAAGGUGCCAAUUCCUUCGGACUUGCGGUACACUGUGUACGCUACGCACGUUAAAUUAAACGGCGAGCCCGCGUUUCAGGAGGUGAAGCAACUUGCUGAGGUUACUGUGGACGCGAUGGAGCGGACUCAUUACCUUCGUGCGCUUGCAUCUUCCGAAGUUGAUGGUGUGGUGAGUCAGCUCUUUCAAUACUCUCUCUCCGAAAAAGUUCGGAGCCAGGACGUUUUGGCCAUUCUUGGCGCACUGGCCAGCAACGCUGCGAGGGUUAAAGCAUACGCCGAAGAACUGAAGCAGAUGUGGCCAAGGUUGGGGAAGGAGCUUCCCGGACUUAUACUCGGGAGGGCGCUAAAAUAUUUGGAAAAUGGUGCUGAUGCAGCGGUGGCCGAUGAAAUGGAACAGUUCUGGAGCCACCUUGCUGAUGAAGCUAAAUUCGGGAUGACCCGCAGCUUCCAACAGGGUGUGGAGGGACUCCGCAACAACGCAAAAUGGGCGGCGCGAGACGUGAAGACUGUGGUCGAGUUUCUUUCGGUUGCAGCGUUAUAG